UCGUUGGCGACGUUCGGGGAAGGAUGGAGUCCCCGGCCAAGGGGGAGACGUCGUCCCCGUCCCCUCGGGGCCGUCAGCUCCGCGGGCGGCCGCCCAAGCUGCAGCGCCCCGGCCGCGGCAAGGCCGGCGAGAAGCCGCCGCACCUGGCGGCGCUGGUCCUGGCCAGGGGCGGCAGCAAGGGCAUCCCCCUGAAGAACAUCAAGCCCCUGGCCGGCGUCCCGCUCAUCGGCUGGGUCCUCAGGGCGGCGCUGGACGCCGGGGUCUUCCAGAGCGUGUGGGUCUCCACGGACCACGACGAGAUCGAGAAAGUGGCCCGGCAGUUCGGAGCCGAAGUCCACCGCCGCAGCUCCGAGGUGGCCAAGGACAGCUCCACCUCCCUCGACGCCAUCGUGGAGUUCCUCAGUUACCACAACGAGGUCGACAUCGUGGGGAACAUCCAGGCCACGUCCCCGUGCCUCCACCCGGCCAACCUGCAGAAAGUGGCUGAGAUGAUCCGGGACGGCGGCUUCGACUCCGUCUUCUCCGUCGUGCGACGCCAUCAGUUCCGCUGGAGCGAGAUUAAGAAAGGAGGGAACGAGGUGACGGAGCCGUUGAACUUGAAUCCCGCCAAGAGGCCUCGACGGCAGGACUGGGACGGGGAACUCUACGAGAACGGCUCCUUCUACUUCGCCAAGAGGCACCUCAUCGACAUGGGCUUCCUGCAGGGGGGAAAGAUGGCCUACUUCGAGAUGCGGGCUGAGCACAGCGUGGAUAUCGACGUGGAUAUCGACUGGCCCAUCGCCGAACAGAGAGUGCUCAGAUACGGCUAUUUUGGCAAGGAGAAACUCAAGGAGGUGAAACUGCUGGUCUGCAAUAUCGACGGCUGCCUGACCGACGGGCACGUUUACGUGUCGGGAGACCAGAAGGAAAUGAUAUCGUACGACGUCAGAGACUCCGUGGGCGUCCAUUUAUUGCGGGAAAGCGGGGUGGAGGUGCGGUUCGUGUCGCAGAGGGCCUGCUCGAAGCAGACGCUCUCCGCUCUCAAACUGGACUGCAAGAUGGAGGUCAGCGUCGCGGACAAGCUGGCCGUGGUGGACGAGUGGAGGAAAGAGAUGGGCCUAUGCUGGAAGGAAGUGGCCUACCUAGGGAACGAAGUGUCGGACGAGGAGUGUCUGAAGAAGGCGGGGAUGAGCGGGGUGCCCGCGGACGCCUGCUCGGCCGCCCAGAAGGCCGGGACCUACUUCUGCAAGGCCAGCGGCGGCCGGGGAGCCCUCCGGGAGUUCGCCGACCACAUAUUCCUGCUCGGGGAGAAGGUGAAUUCGGCCCGCAAGUGAGGCCCGGGCCUCAGUUUCCCCUGCCCACCCGUCGACGGUGUUCGAAGUUCGUCCCUCCGGAGAGCGGGCGGACGCGGGAAGCGGCGAGGUCCCCCGGACGGGCUCCGUCUCCGGCCGAAUAAAACCACAUCCCACGCC
Tachyglossus aculeatus (Australian echidna) is the source of this 1451-nucleotide messenger RNA. It is a transcript of the gene CMAS, whose product is annotated as cytidine monophosphate N-acetylneuraminic acid synthetase. The record is from RefSeq and is a predicted model, not a curated record. Lineage: Eukaryota; Metazoa; Chordata; Mammalia; Monotremata; Tachyglossidae. The transcript is spliced from 8 exons. Gene Ontology annotation, molecular function: N-acylneuraminate cytidylyltransferase activity. The coding region runs from base 24 to 1313 and encodes 429 amino acids.